Varanus komodoensis (Komodo dragon) is the source of this 4329-nucleotide messenger RNA. RefSeq names its product RAN binding protein 3 (gene RANBP3). Gene Ontology annotation, molecular function: GTPase activator activity. Lineage: Eukaryota; Metazoa; Chordata; Lepidosauria; Squamata; Varanidae. Gene Ontology annotation, biological process: protein export from nucleus. Bases 100 to 1605 code for a protein of 501 amino acids. Gene Ontology annotation, cellular component: cytoplasm; nuclear pore. The record is from RefSeq and is a predicted model, not a curated record. The transcript is spliced from 17 exons.
GCCAUCGCUCCUCCUGUCUUUGUGUUUCAGAAGGAUAAAGCACAGAAGCUCCCAGCCUGCGCAGCGUGACCAGGAGCAGAGUUGUCGCCCAGGCCUGCAAUGCCCCGAGUUGCUGAAAAACAGAGGUCAGCAGAUGGGUCAAGUCCAGAAGAUGGGGAAGAGUCCGACCGAGAGGACGGGAGCUACUGCCCGCCCGUAAAGCGUGAAAGGACCUCAUCGCUCACACAGUUUCCUCCCUCACAACCAGUGGCCAAGAACAAUGUCUUCAUGCCCUCAAGCUUCUGCGAGCCUUCUGCGGGGAACUCUGACUCGGAGCCCGAGGAAAAAUGUACUGGAUUCCGGUUGAAGCCCCCCACGCUCAUCCACGGCCAGGCGCCCAGCGCAGGGGUGCCCAGUCAGAAGCCGAAGGAGCAGCAGCGGAGUGUCCUGCGCCCGGCCGUGCUGCAGGCCCCACAGCCAAAGGCUUUCUCGCAGGCAGUUCCAAGCAGCGGAACGAACGGCGUCAGUUUGCCUCCAGAUUGUGCAGCGGCCGGCUCUGACUCUUCGACCAACACGGCACCGCAGAGCCCGGAGUCGGAGGAGAAGGAGAAAGACCGCCAGCAGACUGAAGCCAACAGCGUUCCGGAGGCCGACAAGAGCGAAAAAGCGGAUCAGAGCACACAGCAGUCCUUCGUGUUUGGGCAGAACCUGAGAGACCGAGUGAAGCUAGGAGACGAAGGGGACGACUCGGUUGGUGUGCAGAACUCCCGACUGCUGAACACCGAGACGCCCUCAGCCACAAACUACUUCCUGCAGUACAUCAGCGCCAGCACAGAAAAGCCCCCGCACAGCGCUGACCCUUCCAGCAACAAGUUUGUGUUCGGGCAGAACAUGAGCGAGAGAGUGUUGAGUCCGCCCAAGUCGAGCGAGGCCAGCACGGACAGCAACAAGGAGAACACUGCCGGCGAUUCCGGCUCCGAGUCCUCACCGCAGGAGGUCACGCCGGAGAAAGCCAACAAUAUUUCGGAGUCCCUGGCGGAAUCUGCUGCAGCCUACACCAAGGCGACGGCCAGGAAGUGCCUCCUGGAGAAGGUGGAGGUGAUCACGGGAGAGGAGGCCGAGAGCAACGUCCUGCAGAUUCAGUGCAAGCUGUUUGUCUUCGACAAGCUCUCCCAGUCCUGGGUGGAGAGGGGCCGAGGGCUCCUGCGGCUGAACGACAUGGCGUCCACGGACGACGGCACGCUGCAGUCGCGCCUGGUCAUGAGGACGCAGGGCAGCUUGCGGCUGAUCCUGAACACCAAGCUGUGGGCGCAGAUGCAGAUCGACAAAGCCAGCGAGAAGAGCAUCCGGAUCACGGCCAUGGACACCGAGGACCAGGGAGUCAAGGUGUUCCUCAUCUCGGCGAGUUCCAAAGACACAGGACAGCUGUACGCAGCUCUGCACCACCGGAUCCUGGCCUUGCGGAGCCACGUGGAACAAGAGCAGGAGGCCAAGAACGCCGCUCCGGAGCCGGAAGUGACCCAGUCGAACGAGGAGGACAGCGACGAUGACGUCCUUGCUCCCUCAGGGUCUCCCGGGAGUGGCCCCACUGACGGAGGGGACGGGCCAGCGGCCAGCAGCACAUAGCAGCCGCCGUCCGCUCGGCUUGCAAGAGCUGCUGCCGGAAACACCCCGAGCAGGCCCCUCUGGACCUGCGCCCCAGGCCAACUCUUGCCCAGGCAGCGACGGAGGCGCCGCGAUUCAGACUCUGCACCCCUGUUCUUUUCCCCCUCCUCCUCCUCCUCCUCCUCCUUCAUGUGUGUGUGUGAUGGAUUUUUGGGGGGUGGGGGCUGGAUCAGUUGAUUCCAUAUUAAACAAAAAAAAGCAAAACACAGCAGACUUUGGACAAAACUGGCCGAAUGUGGUUUUGGGACAUUUACAUGCUCAUCAUAUUGAUGAGUGGGAAGAAAAACCGAUUCCUUUUCCCCCACACACAUUUGCGGUUGUGGGAAAGAGACUUCGAGACUUGCCACAGCUUGCCCGUGGGACCCUGCAUCCCGACAUGCAGUCUCUCGCCCGCCCGCCCGCCCACCCGCCCGCCCGCCGGCUCACUCUCCCUGGCCCCUCGUCUCCAGGAGCACUCUGGACUUCUCCCACGUGGAAUCCUUUUGUAAGUCCCGCCGCCUGCCUCUUCCCCACUCGGGCCCUGCAAGGGAGCUGGAUUUCAGCUGGAAGACCUCAGUUCUCAACCCGUUUGCCCCAGCGAACUGCGCAGGUGCCUGCACUGCUUUGGGCCUCUUGUUUUCUGUUUCCCUCAAAGGUGAAGAAUGACACGAAAGCUGCUUGCUGAGCUUGGAAAAGACGUUGACACUCUGGAGUGCAGAGUGCUUUUGCUAAUGGUCCCUUCCUUUGGUUCUUAUAUUACUGUUGAUGUUUUGGACUUCUACUGUGGCGAUAAUGUCUUUUUUAUUUUCAUUUUGAAUAAGAGAACUCUUGUGUCUUGAGCAGGUGGGCUCUUUCCAUUUUUCUACUGUUCACUUUCUGUUACUCUGUAAGGGAGAGCAAAGCCACAAUACAUGAAUAUACACACACGUGCACACACACUACAAAACACACACCAACCUCUCUAUGUGUAUAUAUAACAGGUGUUAACAUACCAGGUUGUGUUUUUUGCUUCUGAGGAGCCUCAUUUCUUUCUGGCCUCGGCGAGGAGCUUAACGGCUGGUCAGGAAGCCGCUCCGCCGCGUGUGAGCCAGCCACAGGGGCCAGCAGCCGAGAACAUGCACCGGCCCCGAGCGCGUUCCCCCGUCGGCUUGGCGCGGAACUUCGGCCGGCGCCUGACAAGCUGGGCGGGCAGCACAGCCAGCUGCCCCAUGGCUCCAGCGCUGAGCCCAAAGCACCCUGUUUAAGUUGGACCUUUUCUAACCUUUCUUGGAUGGGAGGGCUUUCCUCUCCAAACGUUUUUGCAGUGCCUGAGCAAACACGAGUGGCUCGGAAUGGUUGUGGGCCCGCAGAGCACGCAGCCCGCGCCCCAGCGCAGGGUGGGGCAAGGGCACGGGCACGGGAAAGCACCGCGGGGCACGUGCUCCCUUGACUUGCUGCCUCGAAGGGUUGGCACCCCGUCCGUGAGGGCUGCCUUUGACGGGGGCCUUGGACCACCUCUGCUUCAGAGGGAGAAGGGGCUGUGAUGGGGAACCGGGGUGGGCGGAGACCGCAUGACUCCUCCUCGCCUCUCGGAUGUGGCACUGCGGCUUCCGGCCUGCCAGAGGUGCCCCCGGGCACAGCCAGCAGCGAGGAGCUGCCAGUACUGGGGGCCCACGACACCUGCGCACCCGUGUCAGAGCGUGCCUGGGUGCUUGUGUGCUCCAGGCCCGUGCAGGGUUUCUGCGUGUGUGACCUCUGAGGAGCCAACAGCCGUGUGAAUUCCCUUUGACUCUUUCUGUUUCUGCCCGCCAGCUCAUUAACGAGACAAGGGAGAGGAAAAGCCGCCUGUUCUUGGCACCAGGGAGUCGGUGCGUGACUGUCCUCCAGGUUUCCCAUUUAAGUCCUCCGGCUUCUCUCUCUCUCUGCCCUGCCUAGAGAGAAAGGUGCAGCACAGAGGCCCAGACCAGCUGCUGAGUAGCAGAGACACCAACUGAGACGGUAACUCGUGGGCAGAGGUUAUGGGGACUGGGCUGGCAGGGGGACUAUUUGCAGCUCAGGCUGAGGAAGUUGACUCCCCUUGGAUUGGUUAAUGCAGGUGGAAUGGAAUUACGAUUCUCGGUGUGAAAGGGAGUGGGUUAAAAUGGCGCUACUUUGGCAUAGCGGGGAGGGAUUGGAGGUCUGUUUGGCCCGCAUCCCUUGGAGCAGCCGGGCCCUAGCAGGGGUCCCUUUUGGGUUGUGUGUGCAUGUGUGAACGGUGGCGUGUGAGUAGCUGGCAUUGAACGAGGCGCCAAGAGGAUGAGAGCUGGCUGGUUUUUUGGGCAUGUUUGGGUUCGAUGCAACGUUGAAACAGUUUCUCUCGGAGUUAAUAUUUUUUUUAAGCAUCCUUGUGGGAACUAUUUAUGGAUAUGGUGGUUUGGACUCAGACGGAUCACCUGUGGCAAAGGAGGGGGAGGAGAUGCCGUGUUCGUUGCGGAAGGGCACGGGCCUUGCCCUGGCGAGGCAGCCAUCCGGAGGACUCUUGCUGUGGGUGCUUCCCGGGGAGGAUGGCGUGCCGGCCAGGCCGGAGACGGGCUUACCACUUUACUUUCUGCUUCAAAUCGUUAGCCAACUAGUGACAAGCUAAGAAAAGCAAAAUCAGACAAUGCCCAUGUGUUUUGGAAGACUUCUGUACAAUUGUCAUAUCAGAUGUAUUUGGGAAUUACAUUAAAAAAACCCUUGUAACAAAAA